Magallana angulata is the source of this 2261-nucleotide messenger RNA. Its product is annotated as bromodomain-containing protein 8-like. Lineage: Eukaryota; Metazoa; Mollusca; Bivalvia; Ostreida; Ostreidae. The record is from RefSeq and is a predicted model, not a curated record. Bases 77 to 2083 code for a protein of 668 amino acids. Gene Ontology annotation, molecular function: protein binding. The transcript is spliced from 20 exons. Gene Ontology annotation, cellular component: NuA4 histone acetyltransferase complex.
UUGCCCGUGUAAAUUUUUUCCGAUAAAUAUUUUGAGCGCGCAUUAUUUCCCGUUAAAAUUGGGGGAAAACAGAAGAAUGGCUUUGCCGAAAUACAAAAUAGGAAAUGUGCCUUUAGACAAAUGGUCCAUCAAAGAGAGACUUGCCCUUGCUUGCUCUGUUUUUAGAAGCGGAGAUCAAAAUUGGGUAUCUGUAAGCAGACAAAUUAAAUCUUAUGGAGAGCCAAACAGACCACAGGAAUGGUUCUCACAAAGGAAUUGUGCCUUGCAAUAUGCUGAUCUUUUGGAGAAAGUGGAAACACCAAAGAGGAAGGGUCGGGACCGGGCGGAGGUGGAGACCCCCAGCCAGCAGAUCAUGAGGAAGUUAACAAUAGAGAGGAUAGAGGAGCUAAAAAAGAUAGUCAUGGAGCAGGAACAGAACUACAAGAAGCUAAAGAAAGAUGUAGAAAUGAUUAAAUCUGGUCAAUGGGACGACAGACUGCCUGAGAUUUACCAACAAAUGUUGAGUGAAAAGAAAGAAGCGGAGGAGGCAGCGAGGGAGGCCGAGAUGUUGGGAACAUCCACAGACUCCAGCCUCCCCGAGACCGGCCCAGCCUCUGUGGCUGAGAGUCAAACAGAGAUGGAGACAGAGGAGGUGGGCCAAGACUCGGAAAACAAGGACAUUGCUGUAGAAGUCAAUGUAGUGACUGAAGAGAAACCCGACAUACAGGAGCCCUUAAAGAUAAAGAUAGAAACAAAUACCCCUGGGGUAGAGGACAAGCCCAAACCUAACCCCUCCCCCACACGGCUACUGACCACUCUUCUGUCCAGUAAGACCAGUAAGGUGGAGGAUCUGAAAGAACUUAAAGAGAAAACAGAACAAGAACAGGCUAAAGCAGAAGCAGCAGUUGCUGCGGCAUCCACUGCUGUUACCACGGUAACCGAGGCACCCGUCAAGAAAAUAGAACAGCCAGAAUCCUCAGGAGCUGUUUCAGCAAUUGAUCAAACUCCUUCCAGUACUGCCCCCACUUUGACAAAACUGCUCCACAAAGGGGGCCAGAGCAAAUCUGUGGAGGAAGAGGACUCAAUAAGGGGCGCCACAGACACCCCCAGCAGCAGUAACACCAUCCCUGUGGACGAAGAAAUAGUGGAGAUAGAGGAUAUCAAAGAAGAGGAAGUUGAGGACCAGAGCGGAGGCGAUCAGCAGAAAAUCAAAGAGGAAGUUGUCAAUGUCGAACAGGAGGAGAACCAAGAAUCAACAGAUACAGGCUUUGUUCAACUGGAUGAGGAGAUUUCUAUAAAAGAGGAGCCGAUGUCCCCUGCUAGUAGUGUGUCCUCAAAAGUCAGCGAGAGCGAGAUAAAGGCAGGCAACAGGCGUAGUAGUCGAGGACGACAGUCUGGUAGGAGAAGAAGAACAAAGAGGUUAAAGAAACCUGCAGGUGUUAAGGAUGAGGAAAGCACAUCAAGGUUGAGUGAUGGUGACACAACGGAGGAUGAAACAGCUCGUGAGAGUGAUGACACAUCUCUGUCUGGAAACAUCACCAACGUGCCCACCCCCACACCAUUCACUGAGUCCAUUCCCAGCAGCCCGGUGUCUCACUGUAGUGACACAGAAGAUGAAAAAGCGUACAAGAACUGGAAGAAGUCCAUUAUGUUGGUCUGGCGAUCAGCAGCCAAUCACAAAUAUGCUAAUGUGUUCCUUCACCCUGUGACAAACGAAAUAGCCCCCGGGUACACGACCAUUGUUCACAGGCGGAUGGAUCUCAGUCAGAUCAAGAAGAACAUUGAGAGCGGUGCGAUCCGGUCGACAGCCGAGUUCCAGCGAGAUAUGAUGCUCAUGUUUACCAACGCCAUCAUGUACAACAACUGUAACCAUCGAGUCCACAAGAUGGCCGUCGAGAUGUACAAUGACGUUCUACAACACAUCGAGCAAUAUGUGAGUACACAGAUCAUGGUACAAACCACAGAUACCAAGCUACUGAGGGGCUCCAGGCGGACAGAUGCUAGUGACAAGGAAGAAGAUAGCAAAAGGAGACGCACAUCAUCUGAACAGCACGGGGAAGGUGGGAAAACCAAGAAAAGGAAAACAAGAGCUGACGACACGUAAAACAAAGUUUUGAAAAAUUCCUGAUCUAAAGUUUCCCAGACAGGGUCAGAUUAUUGACAGGAAAUGAUAGAGGAAUGAUAAACGCAUCAUUUUAAGGCUUGCUAUUCAUGUCAUCUUAUUUCUCAUCUGUUCUAAAUGUUGUAAUGUCAAGAUGAAUAAAGCAACAUUCAGAAUCAAA